AUGCAAACCUCAAGAUUCACGUCUCGUGCUUCGGCACUGCUGACCCAACGAUCCGCCAUGCCAUUCUCUCGCACCUUUGCCUCGUCAUCCGCGAUCAUGCAACGCGUCUCCGACCUCAUCAAGCACGACCACGAUGAACUACGCACCUACAAAGACAACAUCCUCAAUGCCAAAGACGACGACGAGAAGGUUCGCUGGCAGAACCAGUUCACGUGGGAACUUGCCCGUCACAGUAUUGCCGAGGAAUUGGUUGUUUAUCCUGCCAUGGAGAAGAAUUGUCCCGAUGGCAAGGCCAUGGCAGACAAAGAUCGCGGCGAACACAGAACAGUCAAGGAACUCCUGCACAAGUUCCAGAACCUGAACCCCGAUGUCGAAGACUUCGAACCCACCCUCAAAGCCCUCUGGCGCGAACUAGACCAACACAUCAAAGAAGAAGAAAACGGCGACUUGCCCACUCUCGAAAAAUACUUGGAUGCCGAUGAGUCCGCGAGACUAGCCGAUAGCUUCGACACUACAAAGGCUUUUGUACCAUCUAGAAGCCACCCGAGCGCUCCCGACAAUGGCGGUCCUUUCGAGACGGUCAUGGGAUUGAUGGCAGCUCCCCUGGACAGACUUGGAGACUUGUUCAGAAAGUUUCCCAGAAGAGAUCCAGAAGUUACACCAGAACGCUGUCGCAGCGAUGAGCAAAACGAUGCAAGCAAAAACAACAAUCGAGAAUCAAUCUCCCUUCCUCCUUUUCCUUCCAUCAUGAGUGCACUUUCCGACUUCUUUACAUCCGUCCUCGAAUAG
Molecule: messenger RNA, 789 nt
Organism: Aureobasidium namibiae CBS 147.97
Lineage: Eukaryota; Fungi; Ascomycota; Dothideomycetes; Dothideales; Saccotheciaceae
Product: HHE domain protein
Exons: 4
Coding region: 1-789 (262 amino acids)
Source: RefSeq, a predicted model, not a curated record